UAAACACGUUUAGUAAAAGGAGGGGAACUACGAGUCGCCAAUAUCAAGUCGUGAGCGUAGCACGACGACUCGUGAAGAACAACGUUGCCACGCACAUUCCAUUAAAAACUGUGCUUUAAUUUACUCUAAUCUGUUUAAACAAUCGCGCUGAAAAUCACUUAUAAGAUGUUACCGAGACGACGUGUUAUUGAUCUUCUGCAAGUCAUUUCAUCUCAAUCAUGCAGAUGUCCAGCACACGGAAAUCCCGGGGCAACCAGUGUUCACGAACACGGGAAAGCUCGGAGCACCGCGGCAAAUGUCGUACCUGAUAAAGAAUAUGCUUUUGAGAUGGCUUGUUCCACGGUCAGAUAUGGGGUGGGAGUAACGAGAGAAUUAGGAAUGGAUAUUCAAAAUUUGCGAGCGAAGAAAACAUGCCUGAUGACCGAUCCUAAUUUGAUGAAACUAGCACCCGUAAAAACUGCUAUUGACAGUCUCUCCAAGCAUGGCAUUGAUUUUGAGAUUUACGAUAAAGUACGCGUGGAACCAACUGAGCAAAGUUUGCAGGACUCGAUCGAGUUUGCCAAGCGCGGAAAGUUCGACGUUUUCGUAGCGGUUGGCGGUGGUUCCGUGAUGGAUACCUGCAAGGCGGCAAAUUUAUACACUUGCGACCCAGACGCCGAAUUCUUGGAUUAUGUAAACGCGCCGAUCGGAAAAGGAAAACCAAUCCAGGUACCUUUAAAACCGCUCAUCGCCGUUCCAACGACUUCAGGUACCGGCUCCGAAACAACUGGCGUAUCCAUUUUCGACUACCGACCAUUGAAGGCCAAAACUGGGAUUGCAAACAGAGCCCUACGUCCAACUUUAGGAAUCAUCGACCCUCAACACACUCUUACUUUACCGGAGAAAGUAUGUGCUUAUUCAGGUUUCGAUGUACUGUGUCAUGCACUGGAAUCCUUCACAGCGAUACCCUACACCGAAAGGUCGCCAUGCCCCACAAAUCCAAUCCUAAGACCAGCCUAUCAAGGCAGCAAUCCUGUCAGUGAUGUUUGGGCGCGAUAUGCCCUACAAGUUAUGCGCAAAUAUUUUCAACGAGCAGUUUACAAUCAAGAUGAUUUAGAAGCGAGGAGCCACAUGCAUUUAGCGAGUACUAUGGCAGGUGUUGGUUUUGGAAAUGCCGGAGUCCAUCUUUGCCAUGGUCUCUCGUAUCCUAUCAGUGGAAACGUUCGAACUUUCCAACCGGAGGGAUAUAGUAAAGAUCAUCCUAUUGUUCCUCACGGUCUAUCUGUGGUGAUUUCCGCACCAGCGGUGUUUUCCUUCACGGGGAAUGCAUGCCCGGAAAGACACUUGGAGGCUGCGGAGUUGCUUGGUACAGACGUGAAAAAUGCCAAACGAGCGGACGCCGGCAUAAUUCUGGCCGACACAGUUAAAGAAUACAUGCAAAUUAUGAAAGUCGAGAACGGUUUGACAGAGCUAGGUUUCAAGAAAGAAGACAUUCCUACACUAGUUAAGGGAACAUUGCCUCAGCAUCGUAUUACGAAAUUGGCGCCACGCGAGCAAUCUGAAGAGGAUCUCGCACAAUUAUUCGAAAAUUCGUUCACCAUAUAUUAAUAAACGCUUUAUAAUAAAGUUAAGUUUUGAUAAAGCAUUUAUGUGUAUAUAAACUAGAUGAUUGUUACAAAUAGAGAUUCUAUUUUUUUACAUUAAGCAGAAAUAGAUCUAUGAGAAAGCACAACAAAUGUAUUUUAAAAUGUAUUUUAUCUAACUUACUUUGUUAUCUUGAUAAAACUUCAAAUUAUUAAACAAAAAUAAAUAAUUUCACUAAAUUCGUACACAUAGUAUAAUUAAUUCUAUAAUUUGUUUUAUGUAAUUUUAUUUGAAAAAUUCUGUUUGAUGUAUUGUAAUAAAACUUCGAUUAUAACACA
Molecule: messenger RNA, 1901 nt
Organism: Odontomachus brunneus
Lineage: Eukaryota; Metazoa; Arthropoda; Insecta; Hymenoptera; Formicidae
Gene: T3dh
Product: probable hydroxyacid-oxoacid transhydrogenase, mitochondrial
Exons: 8
Coding region: 166-1587 (473 amino acids)
Cellular component (GO): mitochondrion
Molecular function (GO): alcohol dehydrogenase (NAD+) activity; metal ion binding
Source: RefSeq, a predicted model, not a curated record